Penicillium antarcticum is the source of this 3465-nucleotide messenger RNA. RefSeq lists its product as uncharacterized. The record is from RefSeq and is a predicted model, not a curated record. Gene Ontology annotation, molecular function: calcium channel activity; microtubule motor activity; ATP binding. The transcript has 6 exons. Lineage: Eukaryota; Fungi; Ascomycota; Eurotiomycetes; Eurotiales; Aspergillaceae. Bases 1 to 3465 code for a protein of 1154 amino acids. Gene Ontology annotation, biological process: microtubule-based movement; calcium ion import across plasma membrane.
AUGGACUCGCUAUUCUUCGACCACCGAGACUACUUCGCAGAUAGGGUACAGAAACUCAUCGCAGAGCCCGAUACAACAAAGACUCCAGGAUCACUCGCUCCAUCAGACACAUCGAUUUGUGUUCGGGUACGUCCUCUGUCCGAGCAGGAAAAGGAUGCAAACCAUGUCCAAGGUGUCAUCACGCAGCAUCAUGGGAGGGUUAAGAUACAUGAAGCAAUUAGGAAGUUCAAUGGGAAGCCUGAUGUGAAGUCAACGUCUUUCUCUUUGGAUGAGGUCUUCGGCUCCGAUAAAGCUACACAAGACAUAUAUGACGACAAAGUACAGCAAUUGGUCGAAUGGGCGUGGAAUGGCGGAACGAGCAUCAUGCUAGCCUAUGGCCAGACUGGAUCUGGGAAGACCUUUACAGUUACAGCGCUGGAAAGACUCGUUGUACAGGCCCUCCUCGAUACACGACCUGAGAAGAAGGAGGUGCACAUGUGCAUAUUCGAGAUAUUUGGAAACGUUGCCUACGACCUUUUGGGGGAUCGGAAACAAAUCAACAUUCUCGAAGACUCAUUUGGCUCAAUCCAAAUCGUCGGAGCUCUCGAGAAGACCCCCACCAACGUCGAGGACCUCCUAUCACUAAUCGAAACCGCCAAAUCACUUCGAUUGACAGCAGACACAACCAAAAACGAACGGUCCUCCCGCUCUCACGCAAUCUGCCGUCUAAGAAUCAUCGACACCGAUCGCAAAGGAGCACCAGAAGGGACCUUCUUCCUGGUUGAUCUUGCAGGCAGUGAAGCAAGCGCAGACGUACGACAUCAUUCAACAGAACGCAUGGCAGAAACCCGCGAAAUCAACAAAUCAUUGGUGACACUCAAGGAUUGUAUCCGCGCCAGAGCCACUUGGGGUAUUUCUCAAGGGACUGCCACACAAAAACAUGUCCAUAUUCCCUUUCGCACUAGCACGCUGACAAAAGUGCUGAAACCUGCAUUUGAUGUCAACAGUAGCAGGGCUUGCAAGACUCUUGUUAUUGCCUGUGUUGCUCCGAGCAUGUUGGAUGUUCCUCAUAGUCGGAAUACACUGCGAUAUGCGGAAUUGCUCAGGGUGCAUGUGCCAAAGGUUAAACCGAGGCCAUACGACGCUCUUAUUCCUACUACUUGGAGUAACAAGCAUGUACACGAGUGGAUUAGGAAGAAUUCCGGAAAACCGACAAUCGACCCAACCAAACUAGCUCCCCACGAAGACGGUACGCAGCUAUGCAAGUUACAGCUGGAUGAAUUCACCGCGCGCGCUACAGUGACAGUGGGCGUCCGACAAGAGCAAGCACAGAAACUAUACAUCAAGCUGUGGAGUCUACAUAUCGACUCACGUGCUCGACUGAGAAACGAGAUUCUCAGUGGCUCUAGCAAAGCGGAAUUAGCGCAAGUGACAGCGAAACCAAAGAUACAGAAGGAGUUAGUCUCACGGGUUAACCCUAAGCCUGGUACAUUCUUCCGCUUGGGGGAUGAUGGUGAUAUAGUCAUGGUAAUGGGCAAGGAUAGCACGACCAUGUUUGUUUGUGCUGAGCUUUCUGUGUCUGAUGCUAUGGCUAAUUGCUAUGAACUCUUCGUUGCGAGACAGAGGGUUGUUCCGCAUGAGGCAUUGGGUGUUGAGGUUUCCGUAGACGCGCUCAUCUUGUUAUUCAUAUUCUGCGAUUCGACAGCCUAUGCAUUUACUGAUACCCUUAAUGACCUCAAUACCGAAAACAAUCUGAACCUCCGAGGAGCAAUCGUGAGCGACGGGGCUGGACUCCCACUUGCGCUGGACUCGUUCAAUGGACUGGAGACUCGAGACAAUGUAGAUGAAGACGGGGAAUCCAAUGGCCUAGAUCUGGUGCGCCGAUACCCGAAUGCCGCGAAAUCGUUGGGCAACAAUCAAUUCGUGAAUACCUCGCUCGAAAUCGGUGAUGUGCAGUGGUUCUAUCUGCCCUCGUCGGUGGUGAAUGGCAAACACGCUAGCAAGGGCGCAGGGCUUCCUGCCUAUGUGAAUGCCACUGAUGAUGAUGACGCGAAUGACGAGUUACGGAAACGAGAUGGUCUGGAGAAGCGAUCGACCACCGUCUACCUGUCGCUUACGACGUGCCGUAAGCCCACCGCCAACACAACGACUACCGAGGAUGGGUUCCCGCAGUUGCAGAUGUACGUCUCCAAGUCGGAGACGCUACAGGAGCCAGGACCAGGCCAUGAUGAUUCCGAUCAAGAUGUAUACACGGCUGAGGGAGGGUAUAUUGGGAUCGAGAAAGACACAGACAGCGACGUCUUCAUUGGUGUCGCUGCGCCCAACUCGACUGGCUACUCCGGAGGCUAUACAUACCAGCUUGCAGCCUCGAUUGACGCAUAUUUCCACAAUGUCGUGGACAAUGACCCUUUCCUGUACUUUGUCGAUGCAGAUGUGUCUGCCGCGUUGCUGGUGACCAAUAACCUGACGCAGGCUGAGAAAGACUCCGACAAUUAUCAGCAGUGGAUGAACAUGACGCCUCCAUAUACCAUGUUUGCCCAUAAUAUCAAUAACACAGCAUUGGUAGGCUUGGAGCGAUCAUUCUGUGCGCUUGAUGAGCUUUCGCAGGUCGGACGAAUCAGCAAGUCGGUUGAGGUUGGUAUGACCAGCCGUGGACUGGGAAAUAGACCGAAAGAGCAGUUCUACAUUACUGGACUGAACCAGAGCUCGUCUUAUAAUGGCAUCCUGGCAAUGGUGGGCAACUCCACCACAUCAGGAAAUGGCAUUGUCGGCGGCGGAGGACAGGUCUGGGAAGCCAUGAACUUCACAACCAAAGCAGACGACAACUGUGCCGUCCUCUUCAACCUAACCUUCUGCUCAGAAGUAGCCUACGCCGUCCCCUCAAACCCUAAACUAAGCGUAGCCAAAUUGCGCGAAAUUUACGACACCAACGCAGCACACUAUUACCAAAACUUCAACUACAGCCUCCAACAAGUCCAAUGCAAAACAGACCAAGAAAGCAUGUUCUCCCUAGCAGUCGACUGCGACGAUUGCGCCACAGCCUACAAACAGUGGCUCUGCAGCGUAUCAAUUCCGCGCUGCGCAGAUUUCAGCAACAACGCUCCCUACCUCGCCGUCCGCAACGCAGGCCAAGAUUUUAUCAACGGGUCCUCCCUGCCAGUGGAUAGUCCAUACAGACAACACGUUGCAUCCAACACAUCCAGAAACAAGAUCAUCGACACAGAAAUCCAACCAGGUCCUUAUAAAGAGAUCCUGCCUUGUGAAGAUAUCUGUUCAACGCUUGUUAAAGAUUGUCCUUCAAAACUUGGUUUCAAGUGUCCCAGCGGGCGAUGGUUGAAUGCAUCCUAUGGAUAUCGCAAUUCAGAUGGUGAUAUUACGUGUUCGUACCUUGGUGCAGCUUACCAUUUGAGUCUUGGAGUGAGACUUGGGGCUGGCUGGGUUGGAUUUUUCAGUUUGGUUGCUAUGGGUGUUAUUUAUUUGUUAUAG